This is a messenger RNA of Lampris incognitus (smalleye Pacific opah), 1695 nucleotides long. It is a transcript of the gene tmprss3a, whose product is annotated as transmembrane serine protease 3a. The record is from RefSeq and is a predicted model, not a curated record. Gene Ontology annotation, molecular function: serine-type endopeptidase activity; protein binding. Gene Ontology annotation, biological process: acrosome reaction; proteolysis. Bases 1 to 1695 code for a protein of 564 amino acids. The transcript has 13 exons. Gene Ontology annotation, cellular component: membrane. Lineage: Eukaryota; Metazoa; Chordata; Actinopteri; Lampriformes; Lampridae.
AUGGCAGAGCCAGAAAAAACCCUGGAGACGCCUGAGCCAGCGUCUGCUGAUACCACUGCCGUCACCACCGCCGCCAGUACACCAACCCUUCCCACUGACUCUGAAACAGUGGCACCAGAGCAGCCAGACCCCUCCAGGAUAGAAGUGGUCUCCGUGACAGAGGAGGACCUCCCUGCCAUCCACACCCCAACCACCUUGAAUGUCAGCCCGCUGGGCAGCACUGGCAACAGCCCCCAACCAGAGAACAAUCCUGUCAAAGUUGAGGAGCCCCGCUCUCCGGCCGCUCCCAGCCCCGCCAUGCCCAUCACCAAGGUGCAGCCUUUUCUGAGCGAAGACAACAUUGAGGGGAAAACAUGGAAAGGGAGAGUGCUGGCAAGGCGGAUGGAGCUGCUGAUCGGUGCGUUCAUCCUGGCGGUGGUCACCGUCGCACUCAGCGUUGGUCUCGGAGUGGGUCUAAGUUGUGUGGGGAAGUUCCGCUGCGGGACGUCCUCUCGCUGCAUCAGCAGUUUGGCACAAUGUGACGGACAGGUGGACUGUGAGCAUGGCGAGGACGAACUCAGCUGUGUGCGUCUGAGUGGAAAGAGUGCGGUGCUGCAGGUUCUCAGUGGAGGUGUGUGGAGAACUGUGUGUUCUGAAGACUGGAACAACAUCCUGGGCUUCUCUGCCUGCAAGCAGAUGGGAUACUCCAGGUAUGUAGAGUCUCGCUCGCUUCCUCUGUCCUCCAUCGAGCACGACUUCCAGAGCAACCUGGUGUCUAUCAAUCUGAGCCAGGCAGGUUUACAGAUCAUCAAGAUCCACAAUGCCACAAAUCUCAGUAAGACACAGUGCCCUUCAGGGACGGUGACCACACUCAAAUGUCUGGAGUGCGGCUCCAGGCCCCAGCAUCGUACUCGCAUCGUCGGGGGCAAUGUCUCCUCGCCAGGUCAGUUCCCCUGGCAGGUCAGCCUCCAUUUCAAGAGCGAGCAUCUAUGUGGAGGCUCCAUUGUCACCUCCCAGUGGAUCCUCACGGCUGCACACUGUGUGUACGGGUUUGCCUUCCCCACACUCUGGGCUGUACACGUUGGACUGACGGAGCAGCCGGUCAAUGGAGCCCAGUCUCUGGCGAUAGAGAAGAUCAUCUACCAUAGCCGCUACCGGCUCAAAGGGCUGGACUACGACAUUGCACUGAUGAAGCUGGCUGAGCCACUCACUUUCAAUGGCUUUGUGGAGCCAAUCUGCCUGCCUAAUUUUGGGGAGGAGUUUGAGUCAGGGACCAUGUGCUGGAUCUCAGGGUGGGGGGCAACAGAGGAUGGAGGUGAGGCCAGCGUGUCUUUGCAUUCAGCCAGGGUGCCUCUCAUCUCCACCAAGGCCUGCAACCAGCCGGGGGUGUACCAGGGCUUCAUCUCUCCCUGGAUGAUCUGCGCUGGCUACCUGGAGGGAGGAACUGACUCUUGCCAGGGGGACAGUGGUGGUCCUCUGGCCUGCGAGGACUCAUCCGUAUGGAAGCUGGUUGGGGCCACCAGCUGGGGCAUGGGCUGUGCUGAGAGGAACAAGCCAGGGGUGUACACUCGCGUCACACAGUCGCUCAACUGGAUCCACCAACAAAUGGAGGCUCUGCUGGGCAGGCCAAGGCCCUCGUUUGUGUCGGAGCCAAAUUAUGGAGUCAGUCAUAAGAAUGAGCACAUCUACUCAAACACAAGCAUGCAAAAACUUUGA